Schizophyllum commune H4-8 is the source of this 1815-nucleotide messenger RNA. RefSeq lists its product as uncharacterized. The coding region runs from base 1 to 1815 and encodes 604 amino acids. The transcript has 4 exons. Lineage: Eukaryota; Fungi; Basidiomycota; Agaricomycetes; Agaricales; Schizophyllaceae. The record is from RefSeq and is a predicted model, not a curated record.
AUGCCGGCCCCGCAGGUCGACCGCUUUACUACAUUCAAAGCCGACUUCCAGGCCCUCGUUACAAACGACCAACCUUACGAUACUCUUGUGAUACCUCCCGAGCUUCUGAAGCACGACCUGCUCAAAGAACUAUUCACUCGCCUCGGCCCUUCUCGCAUUCCCAAGCUCCCUCUCGACCAGCACGGCGCUCGCGCCAUCAGGGACGCCCUCGAUGCCCUGACUCUGUAUUCGCACUACGCGCAGGCCGCGCUGUGGAGUGGCGACGUCGUCAAGAAGGCCUAUAUCACCGAGCAGCUGCCGAAUGUCUGGAAAUGGGCUCUCUGGCUCCUACCCGGCGCGGGCAAUGUCGUAGACGUGACCGAGGUGAACGCGGAGACCCUCAGCUUCCCUCUCCGCAAGAACGGGAAGCUCGUCGUCCCGGUGGACUUGCGUUACACUCAGCUGAUGAUUCUCAUUGGCGCCAUACUUAUCACCGAGAAGGAUGCCGAUACGAACGCACUCCUCCGAGCACAGCCGCGCUUUAUGCAAGUCAUGCUCGCCGUACUGGCGCAUAACUGGGACAGCUCAAAAUGCGAUACCUCGAACGCGGCACCUCUACAUGCUAUGAUGGGGCACCUUCGUGAUAGCUUGUCGCCGCAGGAUGAUCCGGAGGUCGUCUUCCGCGCGCUCGCCGAUGUCACUGCCUUCGACAAGAAAAAUCCCGGGCGUCUCUUCGCUGCCAUUACCGAGCGCUUGCCCUGGCUGUAUGCGCAGGAAGAGGCGUACAGCGCCGAGUUCCUCAUGGGGUACAUCUGCACGCUCUCUGCCCUCCACGACUACGCGCCAGAGUCCUUCCGCGAUGGCAUCCGGCGCGCUAAGGGAGGCGUCAUCGCUGUGCGGCUGCUCUCCCGCGUUGUCCCCGAUGAGAAUCAUCCUCGCCAGCGCAUCGACGAGACGCAGUCAAUCAGCAUUCUCAUGCUUCUCCUAGAUGAGAUUCUUAUGACUCGCUUGUCGGACGACGAGCUGGUAGAGGUCAUCAAUGCGGGCCUGUUGGGCGUUAUCGACCGGCUGAACCGGUACGUGCCGCUCGACCACGAAGACAGGGAGGACCAGCGCGCUAUGGUCAACAAAUGUAUGAGCAUUGUAAUUAUGCCGUCGCUGCGGGCUGUCGAAGCCAAAUUGCUAGACGAAGAGCGGCCUGUACAUCCAAAAUGGCCUGAGUGGACUGCGCUCCUCAAAAGGUGCUCAAAGUUGUGGAAGCGAUUCACUACCUUCGAGGAGCGCAUGGCCGAGGUGCAGAGCUCCUGUCACAAUCCCGAGUGCACACAACCCAACUCGAAGACCAAGAACGGAAUAUGUGAAUGCGCCAAGGUGGCCUAUUGCUCUCCACAGUGCCAAAAGGCACACUGGCGUAAAGCGCACCGGGAUGAGUGUACAAGGGACUCCAAGUACCCGAUGAUCCCUUGCAAAGUCAUGCCAGACGCGCCAUCGAAACCCAAGCUCACCUACGUCCAACGGCACUUCAUCCGAGCGUGCGCCCUACGCGACCUCGCCAACACGCGCGAUGCCGACCGGAUGGCAGGGCGAGCGGUCAUGGUCGACUAUACCGAUCCGUCUGAGGGGGACUGGGCGAAAGGCUUCACAGUCGCGAAUAUCCAACUACCCGAUGGGAUGACUGGUUUCGAAGCAGUCGCGAAAGGGAUGACACGCGUCUUCGUCCGCGUUGGCUGGGGCACUAGGUUAGCCGCGGACGUCGCCGUGGAGAAGGCGAUUUCGGCGGAGGAGGUCGAGUCGAUGAGGGAGCCCAUCACGGUGUACAAGUUCACCAUUUGUUGA